UCCCUUAUGAGUAGGCAAAACUUGUUUCUUAGCGUUCUAUUUUGAUUAUAUCAGGAGGGCGGCCCUGCUGAUUGUCCAAUAAAAAUGGACCGAAGUUGACAUCUGGUUAUAAGCGAGACGGUUUCAAAAGUGAUGAUCAUAAAAGUUUGAGAAAACGGCAUAAAAGUCUGUAAAAGACCGUGCAGCUCAGGCAUAAUGACGUCUAGUAAAGUACAGCUCAUCGGUGAGGUGAGGACCGAUGCCGCUGAACUCAUGGCAUCUCUCCAUUUGAUGCCCUCGCCACUGGAGAACCCUGAGAUAAAAUACACUAAGAUUUUCAUAAACAAUGAGUGGCAGGACUCAGUGCGUGGAAAGGCCUUUCCUGUUUACAACCCUUCCAAUGGGGAAAAGAUUUGCGAAGUGCAGGAAGGGGAGAAGGCCGAUGUAGACAAGGCAGUCCAGGCAGCCCGCCUGGCCUUCUCUCUGGGCUCCGUGUGGCGAAGGAUGGAUGCCUCCGAGCGUGGGCGGCUGCUGUCCAAGAUGGCCGACCUGGUGGAGAGGGAUGGUGCCUACCUAGCAACACUGGAGGCCCUGGACAGUGGAAAGCCCUUUCUCUCCGCCUUCUAUGUGGAUCUGCAGGGAACCAUAAAGACCUUCAGAUAUUUUGCUGGGUGGGCUGAUAAGAUCCAUGGCUUGACUAUUCCGAUGGAUGGAGAUUACUUUUCGUUCACCAGGCACGAGCCCAUUGGUGUGUGUGGACAGAUCAUACCCUGGAACUUUCCCCUGUUGAUGGCUGCCUGGAAGCUGGCCCCUGCGCUGUGCUGUGGGAACACCGUGGUCAUAAAGCCAUCUGAGCUGGCUCCUCUCAGCUGCCUCUAUGUGGGGGCCCUCAUCAAAGAGGCUGGGUUUCCUCCGGGAGUCGUCAAUAUUGUGCCGGGAUUCGGGCCAGCGGCAGGAGCUUCCCUCGCCGAGCACAUGGGCGUGGAUAAAGUAGCUUUCACAGGAUCGACUGAGGUGGGAAAACUGAUCCAAGAAGCAGCAGGGAGAAGCAACCUAAAGAGAGUGACUCUGGAGCUGGGUGGGAAGAAUCCCAACAUCAUUUUUGCGGACGCAGACUUGGAUGUGGCGGUGGAGCAGGCCCACCAGGGCGUCUUCUUCAACAACGGACAGUGCUGCACCUCUGGCUCCCGCGUCUACGUGGAGGAGCCCAUCUACGAGGAGUUUGUGCGGAGGAGUGUGGAGAGGGCCAAGAGGAGGGUAGUGGGGAGCCCCUUUGACCCCACCACUGAGCAGGGCCCACAGAUCAGUCAGGAGCAGCAGAGCCGCAUUCUGGACUACAUCCACAGUGGAAUCAGCGAGGGGGCCAGGCUGGAGUGUGGGGGUAAAGCGCUGGGGCUCAAGGGCUUUUUCAUCGAGCCCACCGUCUUCUCACACGUCUCUGAUGACAUGCGCAUCACCAAGGAAGAGAUCUUCGGCCCUGUUCAGCAGAUCAUGAAGUUCAAAACCAUAGAGGAAGUCAUUGAAAGAGCAAACAACUCCGACUACGGCCUGACAGCAGGCGUGUUCACCAGUGACAUCAACAAAGCCAUGACAGUAUCCAUAGCCAUGCAGGCUGGUACGGUCUGGAUAAACUGUUUCAACGCUCUGGGGUCCCAGUGUCCGUUCGGAGGAUUCAAGAUGUCGGGAAAUGGGCGAGAAAUGGGUGAAUAUGGCUUAAGAGAGUACUCGGAGGUGAAAACCAUCACGAUGAAGGUGCUGGAGAAGAACUCGUAGGGGCCAUGCUGCUGGGCAGUCUUCUCUGCAUCGCUGCUGCUGCAUCUCACUCUUGGCACAGCAUCGCCCCCUGUUGGUAACCUGCUAUAAUGCUUGCAGAGAGAAAAUUGAUGUGGACGGAGGUUAUUUAAAUGUAUAUUAAGAGAUUUUGUUCAUGUUGCUCAUUAUGCUUUUGCCGCAGAUCAGGCUGUAUGAAAGAAAGCUGGAAAAUUGCACUCAAUCCAAAUCUGGCAAACACAUCUUUGCAAAUCAAACCUUCAAUCAGGACAUCCAAUCAAAGAAGUCCCAGUGUUGACCUGAGUGACUUCUCUGAAGUGCCUAAACUGAGUCCCUGCAAGCCGUGAGUUUUAACCAAAAUCUUUGGGCGUAAUAAAAAUGGAAACCUCGUCAGGUUGAGUUUCUUCAUUUUCGGCUCAAUGACUAUCUGGCUGAGAGUAUCUACCUUGUAUUAUCGUUUAAUUACUAACUGUAUAUGGAGAAAAAAUACUACAUCUGGUAGCUUUCUUACUGAUUUGAAUCAAUUGGACUACAUGUGAUUUAACAAUUUUUUCUAAAUUGUUCAUUUAACACUGUAUAUUUCUGUAUUGCUGUCACUUCAGAUGAAUGUUUAGACUGAUGAUAUCCAUGCAUGGAUCAUUCUGUGUUACCUGUGAUGUGUGGACAAAAUGUUGGGAAAUAGAUUCCUGCUAGCCAGCUGAAGAACAUUUUUACAAGCAAACAAAGCCUCUUCUGAUCUCCUUUUGCCAUUUUAAAGGUGUUCAUUGUUUGAGGUGCACAGCACAUAUUGCUAGUUAGCUAAACAUUAUCUUAACAUAGAUGUUAUGAUCUAUGGGCUCGCAAUACUUUCAUGCUGUUACCAAUUUAGGCAUGGCAACUCUCCAUCAGAGAUGAAGCCUUGUUGUAAGUUCUCAUGUACAUCCCCAGUGAGCAAGAGCCAGAAUUUAGACAUCUAGAGGGGUAGAAAUCUAGGUUUAGACCCAUAUUGACAUAAAUGGACUAGGUUAACCCCAGUUUUGCUCAGGAUAUAGUCUGGGUAUUUUAUAGUUGCUUAGAAAACAUUCAUUUUUCAACCAAAUGUAGCCGGGUUUUCACCUGAAUGUUCACUGGGUGUCCUCUAACAGGGGCAUACUGUAAAUCUGAUACAUGGGACUUUCCUCUCUAAUCAUGUUCCAAUUUAACCCUCACAUUUUAUUUUAUUUUUUAUAAUUACAUUUCCUUUAUACAUUAUAAAAUACAUUAUUCCAUCUUACUCACUGACAUGCAUGACUGUUGCACUGCAUGCAGAUUUGCAGGAAAGGCUGUGCUUAAUAAAUUAAAAGGCACAUAUUCAACUUUGAAAAAAUGUUUUAAAAUAUAAAUAUAACUCUGCACAAAGUAACUUAUUAUGCUUAUGACACAUCAUCUUGUAUUUACCAUUUUGGCACAAUGUAACUUUUUGAAGGUUUGUUGUUUGUGUUUUGAUCUUUGACCAUAUGACACUGUUUAUCAUCCUUUUGUGAUAAUUUGGACAUUUCUGACAUAUGUAUAACAGUAAAAGGAUGACAGGUGUUUUACUAAAGAAAAAAGGUGGGGCUCACCAGUAAAAGGGGCUCACUGUGAAUUGUACACAGACCUAAAUAAUUCAAGAUUGAUAUUCCGUAAUUGGGACUGUAUUUACAUUAAAAGUAUUUUUAACAAAUCA
Molecule: messenger RNA, 3433 nt
Organism: Anguilla rostrata (American eel)
Lineage: Eukaryota; Metazoa; Chordata; Actinopteri; Anguilliformes; Anguillidae
Product: retinal dehydrogenase 2-like
Exons: 13
Coding region: 196-1752 (518 amino acids)
Molecular function (GO): aldehyde dehydrogenase (NAD+) activity
Source: RefSeq, a predicted model, not a curated record